Messenger RNA from Raphanus sativus (radish), 591 nucleotides. RefSeq lists its product as uncharacterized. The record is from RefSeq and is a predicted model, not a curated record. The coding region runs from base 70 to 459 and encodes 129 amino acids. NCBI's taxonomy places the organism in Eukaryota, Viridiplantae, Streptophyta, Magnoliopsida, Brassicales, Brassicaceae. Gene Ontology annotation, cellular component: RNA polymerase III complex; RNA polymerase I complex. Gene Ontology annotation, molecular function: DNA binding; protein dimerization activity; DNA-directed RNA polymerase activity. Gene Ontology annotation, biological process: DNA-templated transcription. The transcript is spliced from 4 exons.
AAACAAAAGUCUCUCGCGCACAACUUUGGGAACUCUAUAGUAGCAGAAGGAGAGGUAGAAGCAGUAGAGAUGGAGCACGGUUCGUUCACGAAUGAUAGUCAUGCUUCGUUUACUCUUGCAGAAGAAGAUCACACCCUUGCUAACGCCGUUCGUUUCAUGUUAAAUCAAGAUCCGAGAGUAACAUUGGCUGGGUACAGCAUCCCACAUCCUUCCCUUGAAUGUGUCAAUGUCCGUGUCCAGACCACAGGCGAUCCGGCGAGGGAGGUACUGAAAGAUGCAUGUCAAGAGCUAAUGCUGAUGAACAGACAUGUGAGGAGUGUCUUUGACAAGGCGGUUGCAGAGUUUAAGGUUAAACAAGCGCGUUUGGCUACUGAGGAGGAGAAGAAGACGAAGGCUGAAGAAGCAGAGCUUAAGAAGCAGAGGGAUCUACUCGCAUCCAUGGAUAUCGAAAGCGAUUGAUUUUGUGGGGGAAACAAAACAUUUGUAUUCUCUCUAUAGCGUUUUUUCAAUCUUGAUUUGUAUUCUCUACAUUUGUCAGACGACUCCUACCUAAUUGACUAAAUAUUAUUCUCAAAAUUCACAAAUCCACAA